GAUGAGUCCGUUUCGGUUACCCAAGUUAAGGUGCAUUGCAUACUCGAGGCUUUUGAUCGGAUUCUGACCCCUUUGGUGUUUUAUUUUAUUUUUUUGGGGUUUCAAUUGAGGGGAGAAGAGCAGUCACCGGUGGUGGUGGGGAAGCAACACCCGCCAACGUCGAAGGAUGAGUUUUCUGAUUGGCGACACAAGAUGCAUCUCGAUGGUGACGAUGAUUCAACCGAGGAUAGGGCCGUGGUUGGCCAUUGGAGAAGGAAGAAAUCGCAAAGGGCAGCAGUCGUGGGUGGGAGAGGAAGCGACAUAGAAUUGUUCUUUUAUUUUUAAUUAAUAUUUUUUUAUUAAUAAUGUAUUCUGAUUUUUUUUAUAAAUGUAUAUAGUAAGUUGUGAACAAUAAUUGUCAUUGAAUAAUAUUUUGUUGGUG
This is a messenger RNA of Linum tenue, 421 nucleotides long. NCBI's taxonomy places the organism in Eukaryota, Viridiplantae, Streptophyta, Magnoliopsida, Malpighiales, Linaceae. The record is from the annotation of a GenBank genome assembly.